This is a messenger RNA of Folsomia candida, 3019 nucleotides long. Its product is annotated as mediator of RNA polymerase II transcription subunit 23. NCBI's taxonomy places the organism in Eukaryota, Metazoa, Arthropoda, Collembola, Entomobryomorpha, Isotomidae. The coding region runs from base 1 to 2061 and encodes 686 amino acids. Gene Ontology annotation, biological process: regulation of transcription by RNA polymerase II; positive regulation of gene expression. Gene Ontology annotation, cellular component: mediator complex; transcription regulator complex. The record is from RefSeq and is a predicted model, not a curated record. The transcript is spliced from 16 exons.
AUGGGAAACUUUUAUUGUGAUCAUGGCCCAGGUUACCACGCUUUCUUCCAUGGCUACGAAAACCAGCAGCAUCCUCCUCCUGGAUUGCAUCAAAUGGCUGCGUUGUUUUCCUAUCGUGGGAAAUAUUUAGACUUGAGCAACUGUGGGAGUGAAAGUAGGAAAACAUCCACUGGGGCUACCUGGGAGGAAGGAAGACUGUCGCAAACAUCACACGCCAUUGUGUGGCGAGAUACAAGCGCUGCAUUCUUGUUUUUAUCGCGAGAGAUCCGAGAUUUCAUGGCUGAAUGGCAGCAGCACUGCUAUCCUGCAGGAGCGUCAGAUCAAGUUGUACGUACAAAAGUGCCACACAGAGCGUGGAGGAAGUCGAAAGAGGAAGGGUUGGUGGUCUGGUUUUGGUUGAGACGCUCUCUCUCUCUCGCCACCUUCUUUUUGGGCGAAAGUCUCUCUGCUGACGGUCCUUUCCUUCAGACUUUGGUGAGCGAGAAGUUAGAUCCUCAAACAUUACGAUUUAUGUUGAAGGGAAGUCUUCCUUAUGACAAGGAACUCUUGAAACCACAAAACCGCUUGUUGAGAUAUAUUCUUGAACAACCAUACAGUAGGGAUAUGGCUUGUGCAAUUUUGGGUUUGCAGAAACAGCACAAAUUAAGAUGCGCAGCAUUGGAAGAACGAUUGGUGGAGCUGAUUUUGGCUGCAAUGGAAAGAACAGAGGUCGAAAUGGGCCAGACAUUGGAUGGACAAUCAUCUGAUGAGGCCUUGCCAUCCACUUUGUCAUUAUGGCAGCACUUAUCAACACAAUUAAUUUUCUUUGUUCUUUUUCAAUUCGCCAGCUUUCCCGUUAUCGUUACCAAUUUAUAUAUAAAGAUUUCCGAUGUUAAACUAUUCAAAGGACGAGAUUUUCUAAUGUGGAUUUUACUUCAAUUCAUUUCUGGAAGCAUUCAAAAGAACCCCCUUAGUGAUUUCCUUCCUGUACUCCGCCUCUAUGAUGUUUUAUAUCCUGAGAAAGAACCACUUCCAGUGCCCGAUAUGACCAAACCCGUUGCGACUGCUCAGAUGUCUGCUACAUGCAUAUGGAUUCACAUUUUGAAAAAAGCACAAGGAGAAAAUCAGACACUUCCAAGACCUCUUCCAUCAACUCUAAAAAAUCAGUAUGACUAUCUUCAAAGUAUGGUGCAACCAUCUAGUUCCCAAAUUCCAUUACAAGUGAAUGAUCAUUGCUACCGUGUAGCCUUGUUGUGCAAUGCUUAUUCGACGAACCAAGAGCAUUUUUCUAGGCCCAUGGCAGCUUUAGUAGAAGCAAUUCAUGGAAGCACGACUGGAACUCCAACUGCAAAUCUAAGCCCCACAACGCCUCUUUCCGUCCAAUGUCUGGACUCCUUGACAGUGCAUACAAAGAUGAGCUUGAUCCAUAAUAUUGUAACACAUAUCAUGAAGGUUGCUCAGUCAAAAUCAAAUCAAAAUUUGGCUCCGGCCUUAAUUGAAACAUAUGCCAGAUUACUUGUAUAUAUGGAAAUUGAGUCGUUAGGGAUCAAAGGCUUUAUUUCACAACUCUUGCCAGCUGUGUACAAGUCUCAAGCAUGGGGAAUUUUGCACACGCUGUUGGAAAUGUUUUGUUAUCGCUUGCAUCACAUUCAACCACAUUACCGAGUUCAAUUGUUGACACAUUUGCAUUCUUUAGCCACUAAUACUCACACAAGUUCCGCCCAACUUCAUUUAUGUGUUGAAAUGACAUCAUUACGGUUGAUUACUGGGUUCAACAGUGUUGAUGUACAAACUCAAUUGUCACGUGUUACUGGAGAAACAAAAUCCCUUGUGUCGACAGAGUCAGAAGAACUAAAUCGAGCUUUGGUGUUGACCAUUGCAAGAGCGAUUCAUGUUGGAGUACUCGCACUUCAAAAAGUCUCGAAACACCUUCCGACCCCCACCGUUCCGCAUCAGUUUCUCAAACGAGUCCCCCCAACUGCGGAUCUCCUCCAGCCUGUGCGACAAAAUCACACAUUUACAUCCACACCUACCCUAUAUUUUCCAUUUCCAUGCAAUCUCGCACGCGUUAACCCUAAUUGAUGGGGUCGUCAUUAUUCAACAUCGAUAUAAUCAUCGCUUCUACACAAGAAAUAAUACUUGGAUCAGGGAAAGUACUAAAAACCUACAGUGUGCAGUGUCUAGAUAGCCCGAGUCAGGGUGUAUGCAUUUUACCGACCAAUCCGAUUAUUUGGCAUCAGAUAACUGUUAAACGUAACAUUUUUGCAAGUUCUUGUUCCUUUAUAAGAAGCCAUUCUACGAGUAUGUAAAAAAUUUCGUCUUACUACGACAACUUCUCAUAAUCAGUGUGGGUCACACACUAGGACAACCAUGAUUGAUUUUUUUUAAAAUUUAACUUUACCUUAGUUAUCUGCAAGUCAUUAGCAAUCUCAAAACCAAAUUUCAGCUCAACUGGAGGAUUUUAAAAAACCAGUGUGGAUGAUCCCAUAGGGUACCCCUGGGUGAAAAUUUUUGUGAUUUCAUUUUAUAUUCUCUCAUUAGAAACAAUCCGAGACCUAUAUGCCAAAUUUCAGGCUUCUACGACAAUAUUUCAAAAUCGGUGGGGUCACUCCAUAGGGUACCUCUGGGUGAAAAUUUUGCAAAUUUUACUUCAUAAUCUGUCUUUAUAGGCCAUUAUGGACCUCCAUGUCAAAUUUCAGGCUUCUAGGACAAUAUUUCAAAAUCGGUAUGGGUUGCCCUGCAGGGUACCUCCUGGUGAAAAUUUUUCAAAUUUUACUUCGUAUUCUUUCCUUAAAUUCCAUCAGCGACCUCCAUACCAAAUUUCAGCUUUCUACGACUACUUUGAAAUUUUGGUGCAUAAUCCUUACUUGUUCAUCCAGUUUAUCGUUGAGAAUUCCAAAUCUAGACCAUACAAAAUUUAGUAAUAAAUCCCAGAUAAAAAAAAUCAGAAGAAAGAUUUUGGAAAUUACGUGGUCAUUUGAGUUUUGUCAUCAGGUAUUAUUGUAUUUUUCACGAAGCUCCCGCACGCAAAAUCGUAGAA